AUGGGUAAUGCGACUUCCAGUGUCGCCUGCGCUGCUGGUGCUACUACUAUUGUGACGGACGACAAGAAUAAGAAGGGACGCUUUGAAUGGAAGAUGUGGUGCUCGGAAGAGGGGCACAUCGAUCGAUGUAGGGGAGGUACGACGAGGUGCAAGUACCGCGUGAGUGUAGAAGACGUGGCAGGAUCGGUCGACGAUUGCGAGAGAGUGCCAAUCAGCUCAGAGACUAUUCAUGAAGUAUUGUCCCUUCGUUAG
Brugia pahangi is the source of this 252-nucleotide messenger RNA. The record is from the annotation of a GenBank genome assembly. NCBI's taxonomy places the organism in Eukaryota, Metazoa, Nematoda, Chromadorea, Rhabditida, Onchocercidae.